UUUGUGAUAAGAGACAUGUUUACAAAGUAUGGUGGAUUUACUAUGAUUUGGAUAGCGGUAAUACCUUCGAUAAUAAUUAACGCUAACGAUUGUGGUAAGGAUAGUAUUGAAGUACAAACUAAAGCACCCGGACAAAAACUCAGUUAUUUAGAAAGUACAGAACAAGUAAAGAAAGAAAGAAAAAGAAAGCGGUGCUGUCCUUAUAACUUUGAUGGGAAAUUAUGUAGAACGGUAGGCGAUAGAGUUUUAUGCGGAUAUAAUAGAAAUGUAGGUGGACCAGAAAAUGAAGAUGAAGAUUUGGUAUUACAAAAUGGCUGUCGUAUUAGGAAAGGAAGGCUAGAAUGUGGGUACAACGAACCACCAUUUUUGAAUUCUCGAAGGCCACCAGUUUGGGACUAUGCUUUGCCAGAGGAGAAUGACAACAACCUAAACGAGUUGGAUGUUUCAAGUAAAGAAGAAAAAAUUCAAAAGUUGAAUUUAUUGAGUACAAAUAAACCAAAACUAACCACCCGGUGUGUUGAAAUAAAGGAGCGCAUUGUUUGUAGACAAAUAUAA
Vanessa atalanta (red admiral) is the source of this 555-nucleotide messenger RNA. RefSeq lists its product as uncharacterized. The transcript is spliced from 2 exons. The record is from RefSeq and is a predicted model, not a curated record. Lineage: Eukaryota; Metazoa; Arthropoda; Insecta; Lepidoptera; Nymphalidae. The coding region runs from base 16 to 555 and encodes 179 amino acids.